CCACUCCCCCCUCCCUCCGGAGCUGGUGGACGGAGGUUGCCCGGGCCGGUCCCGGCAGCGGCCCGGAGCGGGCGGGCAUGGGGGCCUGCCUGUCCUCGCAGGCAGCUGAUGACCUGUCGCUACUCAACGAUUCUACCGGCGAUGGGGCGAGUCUUGGACCUGGAGACCCACCCCCACCGCCCCUCCCUGCCCCGCCGCCUCCCUACCAGGAUCACACUCCAAUUCCAGUGUAUCAUCCAACGCCUAGCCAGGCACGUCUUGCCACACAACUAACAGAAGAAGAGCAAAUCCGGAUAGCUCAAAGGAUUGGACUAAUUCAGCACCUUCCUAAAGGAAUAUUUGAUCCGGGCUCAGAGCCAUCAGAAAAGAAAAUCAAAGAGUGUGUAAUCUGUAUGCUGGAUUUUGUAUAUGGAGACCCCAUCCGAUUCCUGCCUUGUCUACACAUCUACCAUGUAAACUGCAUUGACGACUGGCUGAUGCGAUCAUUCACAUGUCCUUCUUGCAUGGAGCCAGUUGAUGCUGCUCUCCUGUCCUCCUAUGAGACUAACUGAGGUGGCUCUGGGCCCUGCUCUUGUUCAUGCUUCCAGGCUGUGGAUAUAUGGGGGGCCUGGGAUGUGGGACAUUAUUUGCACAAUUCUGGGGUACACCAAAGAAACCGGUCCCAGCCCCUAUGGACACACACAGCCAUGUUGGCUGUACUAAAGGAUGAUUUGUGCCAUAUUUUGAGUGCUGCAUCCGGGGGGGAUGGUGGUGGAAGGAAAGAGAGGGAAUGGCAGAACUGAAAUUUUCCUUCCACUCUACUCACAAUUUAAUUUUGUAGAAAAUCAAGAUUCUUCUUUGACCCAAUUAUCUACCCUCAUACCAUUGUAAGUCCCUGUUAAGUACCGAGUACAGUUGUAGGGAACUCUGCUGGAAUUCUAACUUGUUAAUGAAAGAGACAGUUGUUUAAAGCUGAUGCUGGAGAUAAUCCCAUAAGAUUUUAAAAGUAAAGAGAAAUUCUAAGGCUAUUAUGCCAGCUCUGGUCAGUUUAUGGGAAAAACAAUAUUUAAAGCAUUCCCCAUCUAUCCCACAGAAUUCAUUUAAACAAAGUAGGGAAAAAUAGGCAUUUUACGUUUGGGCUAUUGUUGAAAACUCACCUAGCAGCACAAGUACCGUAAUACAAAAAACAAGCCUUAGAAGCUAGUUGGCUACCUACCUAGGGAAGCUUGAAGCCGUAACAUAUGCUGGGAAAGGAGAUUGAGCCUGUUCUUGUUGCUUUUGGAAGUGCUUCUUUUUAAAGGUUGAUGUUUCAGUUAAGAGAAAAGGAUACUAGUCCCUCGCUCUCUUCUUUUAUCCAUCAAAUAAGAGUUUUGUCUAUUUUGAAGAAGUGUAUGGUCCCUCUUCUCAAAUCCUUGUAGGGCAAGCAGAUUCUCCACCUGCUUAUAUAGAUUCACCAGACUAGGAGAAAGUCAUGUGGAUGUAACAGAUUUUGAAGGGAACUUUCUCUGUUUUCAUUUGGGUGCAGUUCAGUGGAAGGAGCAGGGAUGGGGUAAGCACAUCUUAUCUGUCACAGUGUGAAAUUUCUGCCUUUCCGCUAUAUGGAAACAGUAUUGACACUUAGAUGUGUUUAGCUUGCUUAAAGUGAGAGAUAUUUUUAUGGAAAGUUUAUGAUUCAGAAUGGUAAGAUCCUCCUAGAUACUGGUUUUGGGGUAAAGCAUCCAUGUAUUCUGAAGAGUGAAGAAAUGUUUAUUUGUAGGCAAUCUACUAUUUGUCUUACAUAAAUUCAAGAAGACUGUUGUCCCAUACAAAACUGUUAGGGCAGGCUGUUCUUAUGAUGCAGCAAGCCCAGCAUUUGGAAAGGCUUUCCUAAGUCAUAUUGUUUAUUGCCUUGCAAGUAGAGAAGUGUGAAAGUGCUUUUCUGAUUAUGUAUUGUCCAUAACAAAGAUCUAGCACUUGAAAGAUUUAAAAAAAACCUGAUGUACAUUGCAUUGAAAUGGAAAAUAAAUAGAUUGUCAGCAGUGCCUUCUAAAAUGCAUACAUUGGCCAAGGUGACUGAAGAAAUCUUUUCUGUUAGUGGAAGUGAGUAGAACCUGAAGAUGAGGUACUCUGAAUUAUCAAGGAUUCUGUUUUGCUCUAACUUUUACCUUACAUAGAAUUAGAAACUAGCUGCCAUUGUUACAAUCAAACAUGAUUCUAUACAAUAGUAGGAUCCUAUAUUGGUAUUGUGUGGCCCUUCUGAAGUUUCUGAAUGGAACUCCCAGCAGACCUAUUGUAAGGAAUCUUGGAAACUGCAAGUUGGCAACAAGAAAAUCACACUGGGUUUGGGAAUGAAGUCAUAUCUACUUUCUAAGCCACACUACAAAUAAUCUUUUAUUUGUAAUUCCAAAAUUGGCAGGGGAAGAAACAGCCCAAUGCCCAGACCAGUGAUUUGGCCUUGAGAAGACAGUAUAGAAAGUUGAAGGAACAAAUAGGGCAGUCUAGAAAUCAGUUUAAGGCAAAAAUAGUUAGCUUGGAGGUUCUUUUGGAGUAGUAAGGGGAUAUGUGUCAACAUUAUCUUUUGAUCCUUCCCUUUUCUUCUAUAUUUUCUCAUUCGCACAGCCAUGGCCCCCCAUGAAGCACAUAGUGAAAGACCACAAUAGCUACUUGCUUGUCUUGAAGCAAUGUAGGCUUUCUUCUCCUCUUUUCAAAUCAAACUGCUGUUGCUGAUGAGACUUAUGUGGUUUAUGCUUUCAAAGAAAUAACAGUACUUUGAAAGGGCAAAUCCCAUUAGAUGUUAGCACUUAGUAGACGCCUCUUCAUCUGCUUAGAGAGAGAAGAGGUAAGGUUUCCCUUGCCCAUGAUACCAUUUCUAUGACUGAAGUGAAUAGAAUCCAUAUUUUCAAGUGCAUUUCUUUGUCUGAAAACACUUGCCCUGUUAUCUCAUCCCUUGGUAUCACCUAUAUCUUCAUUCUUGAGUUCACCACCAAAAAAAAAAAAAAAAAGUGGCAGAAGAUGGAGCACACUAUUUAAGUUAUUAGUAUACUCUAGCCAGCAUGUUCUGUUGCAUCUUAAUGUCUCAUGGCUGUUUAGAGGUAUGGGAAAUACUAGGAUUGCUUCAUGCAGUCCACCCAAAUCUGUAUUUAGGAAAUUGUAAUGUUGAAGAAAUUAGAAAAUAACAAAUAGUGUAGCAUAUCUUUCAGGCCUAGCAGAGUUUGCUAUACAAUGUUGUACCAAACAUUUCACUUGAUCUGUGGCAAUUCUCUGAUCCAGAAUAGAACUGUAUUUUGGUAAGCCACCUAGAAUCAUUGGAGUGAGCAAUAUAUAAAUUACUUAAAAAGUGGCAUAGCCAUUCAAAACAUGGGACCACUAUCUCCAGUGGUGCACAUAAGGAUAUUUUAGGCCCUUCUCCUUACUGGUUUGGAAAAUCAAGAGGAGGAGGAAAAAUAGAGUAACAGGAAGAUGGGAGUCUGCUAUAAGGGACUGUCACUUAAAGAGAAAUGGUAUCAAUGAAGGCUUGUUUUAAACUCCAAAGAAUCACUUGGCAAGAUAAUUGUUCUACUUAACUCACAUAAAGAUAAAAUCCACUUAGAACAGUGUCAGCACCUUCAAUUCCAUGUGGCUAAUACGAUUAAACCUAGCAGCAUAACCUAAAAUUUUAACAUUGGUAUGAAAACACUUUGGGCAAAUGGAAAUGAAGUUAUUUCUAAAUAGCAGCAACCAUCAUUUAGUAAAUGAUCAUAAUAUUUCAAAUUCAAAGUAUAUGCAAUAGUCAAAGAACUUCUGGAAAAUAUGAGCAGUUUACAAGCAACAGCUUAUGUACUGUGAAAGGAACUUUGUUUUCAUGCUCCACUUACUGUGGGUCUUUACCUGUUCUUUUAACUGCUAUCUUUUUCAAAAGCAUGGUAAAUAUAACUCAGAAAAGGGUAAAUGUAUCUUGUUUUUUCAUUGUAACUGAAAGCAAAAUACAACAGUUCACUGGAUUAUAGACAGAAGUGCCAUUCUUUCCAUUACAUAAUUCUAGCUAAGUUCAUGCACUGUGGUAAACUGUAAUAUGGAUUACCUCAUUUGGGCUUAGCACAGUGCAUGAACCCAGUAGUGUUUAUGCAUGUGUAAACCAUGUUUUAUAUUCAAGUGGUUAAUCUAACCCCCACCUCCAAAUUAUCCCCAAGGAAUGUGGCCAUCAGUAUAAUCGCCCACCUCUGAUUUAUGGUUUAUUGUAUGAAUCAGGUACUAUGGCUUAUUCAAUACACCAUGAUUUAGUGCAGUAAACCCAGCCCACAUGUGAUCACAUGGAUAUUUUUUACACAACUGCAACCAUCUUCUAUAAAGACAACUGCUGAUUUCAAAAACUAAAAUUAUAAAAAUGACUACAAGUUUGUCAUCAAUUCACAUUCAUUUUCAGUCAACCUGUAAUCUGCUUCAACUAUAUUACUUUCAAUUAGAAUGCUAAUUGCUUAAUUACCUGAAGCUGAAGUUGGUCUUCAAACUGUUUCACUUUGCUGAGGGAAAACGAAGUUAUAGUAUAAGCUGUUCCUCCCUGUCUAUUUGUCCAUUUAAAGCUUAUAAUCCAAGAUGGACAGUUUAGAACUAAACUUCUUUAUGGAAAUUCUUGGCACACAAUUGCAAUAAGAAAAUUAAUCCAUUCUUCCUAUCUUUACAAUGCAUAUUUAUGGAACAGUAAUUCUAAUCACUUUAAGUGCAGAACAACUCUUCUCUUGAAUUCUUUAUCUUUCAACCUUCUGUCUGAUAGCUAUUAAUUGUUAUCACUUGUAUUUAAAGUUCAAUCAUUCUUCUUACCCCAUAAGCAAAGGAGAAUCUGUUUGGAUGCUAUGCUUAUAUCUGCAGUAAACAGUUUUAAUGA
Python bivittatus (Burmese python) is the source of this 4819-nucleotide messenger RNA. Its product is annotated as RING finger protein 11-like. Gene Ontology annotation, cellular component: ubiquitin ligase complex. Lineage: Eukaryota; Metazoa; Chordata; Lepidosauria; Squamata; Pythonidae. Gene Ontology annotation, molecular function: ubiquitin protein ligase activity. Gene Ontology annotation, biological process: ubiquitin-dependent protein catabolic process. The record is from RefSeq and is a predicted model, not a curated record.